AUGUCUUCGUCCGCGCCGCACCCGAAUAAACGGCGCAGGGCCACCUUGGCCUGCCAAUCCUGUCGGCAGAGGAAAUCCCGGUGUUCAGGUGAUCGGCCAUGUGCUCUAUGCCGCGAAUUGGAAAUCGAAUGUUUGUAUUCUGGGGGUGCUGGUCCCAAUAAUUUGACCUUGGGAAAAAGUUACAUCCUGCAACUGGAGCAGCGACUAGAGAAGAUGGAAGCUUCAAUACGGCAGCUCCGGGACCAUUCUUUAACGGCGCCCAUAGACAGCAAAGAAUCGAGUGAAGGCCCGAGUAGGGAGUCAGAGGACCCAUUGAAAGAUGCACGGGAUUCUUCAACUGCCUCCGCAGCAGCACCAAAUCCUGGGGACCAUAAUACAUCAGAGCCCCUGGGAGAAACUGAUGUAUCUGAGAGCUCGGUAGACGGAAUGGGAGCGCUGCAGUUUACAGACGAAGAAAAUUGCGGUUUCUUCGGGCCCUCUUCUAAUAUUGCAUUUCUGCGGUAUAUUUCCCGAGCGAUAGCAAAGACAAGCUCUCACAGGGAACCGUCCCUGAUCCCGUCUCCAUCCCGGAGGACCUGCGGGCCGACCAGCGGUGCCAAAUCACCAACUACGGGCCGCCCGGCGAGUGUUGAGAGCCUUAAUUCGAGCGCGGUAGUCAACCUCUACGCUCUACCAAGCGAGGAGCGUACGUGGAGUCUAAUUCAGCAGUACUUCCAUAAGACCGGACAGCUUCUGCCUUUUAUCCAUGAAAAUUCAUUCUGCGAGACAUACUUUCAGAUGAAGAAGGAAAGAUUUUGCAAGGUUCGUAGAACCUGGCUCGGUCUGCUCAACAUCGUCCUUGCUAUUGCAGCAAGUCUGUCUACCAAAGGUGAUAUGACUGCGGAGAAACGACUACAGGAAUCAGAUGUGUAUUAUCAAAGAGCAAAUGGCCUCUGUGAUCGAGAUUCUAAACGAAAUGCCAGCUUAGAAAUGGUGCAAUAUCUUCUAAUUCUGGGUCAGUACCUACAAGGUACCCAAAAGCCAGUCCAAGCUUGGACGGCACAUGGGUUGGCAAUAUCUGCUGCGUAUCAAUUGGGUCUACACUCUCCGGAUGCAAACCGGGGAUUUCCUCCGGUGGAAUGUGAGACUCGUAAACGCACCUGGUUUGGAUGUGUCCUUCUUGACCGUACUUUGAGCAUGACUUUCGGCCGCCCUUGUAAUAUACCUGAAUCCUACGUGAAGCUGGAAAUGCCCUCUCAGGACUUGCAGAUGUUGCGCUCGCCCGUGGAGUCUACCACUUACCGAAUGUUGGAGGGCUCUUUUUUUACGGCUGCAGUAAAGCUAUACGUUAUACUCUAUAAUGUGCUCGAAUCGUGCUACGGGGCCAAUUUAGGGUUCGAAAUUUCCACGAGCCCUUUAGGCGCCAUGGCUGGGAUCCUCGAAGGGCAGCGCCAGCUCGAUGAAUGGCGACUUCAACAGUUGCCCUCCCUGGGACUGACAGUCUGCGACAGCCCCUUAAAUCUGGAUGACGUUGAGAAUAUGGAUACUGGGUCGAUAAUCCGCCGUCGUUUCGAAGUUGUCCUUUCCGUGCGCUAUAACAACCUUCGAAUACUGGUGCAUCGCCGCUGCUUGGAGAGCCUCCUUGACCCAAUUCAGGUAGAAGGUGACACUUCGGUGACGUCCGAAAUGCGGCUACUUCAGCAAAUGGGACUAAGCAGCGUCAUGAUCUGUGUUGAAUCUGCUAUGUCUAUCAUCUCGAUUGUACACAAUAUGUCUGCCGGUAGUGGCUGGCGACGUGAGUUCUUGGGUGCAUGGAAUUAUUCACUCUAUUACACUUUCAAUGCAGCACUAGUUAUUUUCGGCUCCCUCAUUGUGGCAUCGAAGGAGCGUGACCGCAACCCGUCAGCCUGGAUCAUGAUUAGCCAUUCCCGGUCGUAUAUUGACACGGCGGCUGAAGCACUGCGUCAGCUUGACCCGGGAAACCCUGUUGUUGAACGGUGUCAAGAAUAUCUUUCGCAGCUAUCCGCAACAUUGGAUCCUCUCAUUUCAGAAGAGCCAUAUUGUGAUAAUAGGCUUUCUUUCGACUUUCCUACCGAAUAUUCAACCGGGCUGUUUUCUCUUCACAGUGCCGACUUAGUACCGCCCAUGGACUUUGGCGAAUUCAUGAUUGGUUAGGGUUGUAGCUGUUCAGUACGGCCCUCGGAAUAGCGAGGCAUUGACUGCCACUUAACUGUAGUGGCGCAAACAGAGAAGGGACCUCGUAGGUACAAGCUGGGCGAUGCAACUGUCCGACCCUCUCGAGAGGGAUUCGCCGCGGAAGGAGCAAAUAGUCUCAGUAUCCAGCUUUGCCGUAGGAAUGAGAAAACUGAACUCUGG
Molecule: messenger RNA, 2355 nt
Organism: Penicillium brasilianum
Lineage: Eukaryota; Fungi; Ascomycota; Eurotiomycetes; Eurotiales; Aspergillaceae
Source: the annotation of a GenBank genome assembly